Dendronephthya gigantea is the source of this 1104-nucleotide messenger RNA. RefSeq lists its product as uncharacterized. Gene Ontology annotation, molecular function: DNA binding. The record is from RefSeq and is a predicted model, not a curated record. The transcript has a single exon. Gene Ontology annotation, biological process: regulation of DNA-templated transcription. NCBI's taxonomy places the organism in Eukaryota, Metazoa, Cnidaria, Anthozoa, Malacalcyonacea, Nephtheidae. The coding region runs from base 1 to 1104 and encodes 367 amino acids.
AUGACUCGAACGGAAGUUGACAAUAUUCAACGGGAAAUAAUGAAAAGACGCGGGAACUUUAAAUUAGAGAUGUUCAAACAAAAUCGGCUGGCGGGUACUUUUCAAAAUGGAAAAUCCACACCACAUAUUGUAAAACAGCGAAUUAUUAACAAGUACGCACAAGGUAUUUCGGUUUCUAGAAUCAGCAAAGAUUUGCAAAUAACCGAACGUGGUGUCAGAAAAAUAGUAACAACAUUUGCAGAAAGCGGAAGAAUAUAUCCUAAAUUGCAUGUUGGUUGCGCUCAUUAUAAAACAACAGAUAACGUGUUGCAACAUAUUGAAUUUAUAAAAACGCAAAAGGCCAGCACGUAUGGAAGAGAAAUUCGAGAUAGACUUUUAGAUCUUGGGGUAUGUGAUAUUGAUACAGUUCCUUCUCGACAGACAAUAUCUCAUGUUUUACGCCACGAACUAGGUUUCACGAGGAAGCGUUUGACAACAGUACCUGAGGAAUCACUGACAGAUGCUGCGCAAGCAAAACAAAUUGAUUAUUUGAACGAAAUAUCAGAUUUUCCGGCACGAAAUAUCCAUUUUAUGGAUGAGUCAAGUGUAGACAGAACAACAGGAAAUCGCACAUACGGUCAUUCACUUUCAGGCGAUCCAACAGUUGAAAUUUGUUGUUACAGCUCAAACAAAAAAUUCACAAUUAAUUUGAUAUGCGGAUACUUUGGCGUGGAUCAUUAUGAUAUUAUUGAAGGUGCUUCUAAUGGUGUAGAGCUUUUGCAGUUCAUUGCAGAGGCUCUCGAACAGACAUAUGAAAAUGGCAAUCUAAAGAUUGAUGCAGGAGAUGUCCUAGUUAUGGACAAUUGCGGUUUUCAUCACGCUAGACAUGUUCAACCUUACUUACGGGAAAUGCUUCUCCAACACGGAGUUACCCUAGUUUACCAACCGCCCUAUAGUCCUGAACUUAACCCGUGCAAAUAUAUCUUUAAUCAUAUGAAACACCUAUUACAAAACAACGAAAGCUUUACAUCAAAGUUUACUGAACUAGCUAUGGUACAUGCUAUGGAAUUGAUCACCCCAGCUCUUUGUUCAGCAUUCUUUAGAAAAUGCGGGUACACUGUUUGA